Molecule: messenger RNA, 465 nt
Organism: Staurois parvus
Lineage: Eukaryota; Metazoa; Chordata; Amphibia; Anura; Ranidae
Source: the annotation of a GenBank genome assembly
ACAAAGUAAUAGAUCAAUGAUGAAAUCUCUUUCAUGUCAACUGAACCUCUCCAAAACUGAGUUUCUUGUCUUCCCCCCCUCAGCCCGGACACCACCCCCCAUUGACUUCUCCAUCACAUCCAACAACGCCACCAUCAAACCCGCCCCGAUGGCCAGAGUACUUGGUGUCAUUCUGGACUUACAACCUAUCCUUCCAGCCCCAAGUCCAAUCUUUAACAAACUCGUGCAGACUCCACCUCCGCAACAUCGCCAAAAUCCGCACGUUCCUAACCCCAGAAACCACUAAACAGCUCAUCCACUACCUCAUCAUAUCACGACUCGACUACUGCAACUCCCUCCUCACUGGCCUGCCUCGCCGCUGGCUAUCCCCGCUUCAGUCCAUCCUGAAUACGGCUGCCAGACUCAUUCACCUUUCCAACCGCUCUAUCUCCGCCACCCCCCCUCUGCCAAUCCCUCCACUGGCCU